AUGUUACUUAAGAAGACAGAAGAGGACGCAAUAGUUACACGUAUACUAGAGCUAGAUGAGCAAGGGAUAGGCCCUACAAGGACUAUGGUAGAAGAAAUGGCCAACAAUCUGCUCACUGCACGCGGUGAAGGACCCGUUGGCAAGAACUAG
Messenger RNA from Didymella exigua CBS 183.55, 150 nucleotides. RefSeq lists its product as uncharacterized. The record is from RefSeq and is a predicted model, not a curated record. The transcript has 2 exons. NCBI's taxonomy places the organism in Eukaryota, Fungi, Ascomycota, Dothideomycetes, Pleosporales, Didymellaceae. The coding region runs from base 1 to 150 and encodes 49 amino acids.